Messenger RNA from Cotesia glomerata, 2307 nucleotides. RefSeq lists its product as uncharacterized. Bases 694 to 2244 code for a protein of 516 amino acids. The transcript is spliced from 9 exons. NCBI's taxonomy places the organism in Eukaryota, Metazoa, Arthropoda, Insecta, Hymenoptera, Braconidae. The record is from RefSeq and is a predicted model, not a curated record. Gene Ontology annotation, cellular component: extracellular region.
AACUUUAAAUGUUAAUUAAGAAAUAAUUUGUUACUAUAAUUAUUAUUAAUUAACUUUUUCGCAAUAAGUGACGCUAAAGAUGUUAGUGAUUUAUGUCCCGACCUCGAUCUUGAGGAUGGACAUCGAUGGUCGUGAGUUGUCGGCGUUUAGUGUCUCCGAGGCUUCAUUUGCCCUUUUUCUGUGUCGCGGGUUCGAUAAAUAAAGAAUAGAUAAAAAUAGAGAAAAAUAUUAGAGAUUAAUGUUAAAAAAUAAUUUGCGGGUAAUUGAACUUAAAAAAAUAAUUAUUGACGUUUAGUAUUUAUAUUGAGGAAGUAAAGAAAAGUCACUUAGAAGCGGACGGAAGUGAUAAGUUAUCUCUGAUCUGGUUAUCUAGAGUCUGGAGCAAAAACUGGAGCACUAGAACUUCGCUGGAAUGCUGUAGUGUCGUAUCUGGAGCUAGAGAAGAAUGACACGUGUUUAGUAGAGAUUUUUUAGGGCAAUUAUUUGCUAUAGACGUCGUCCACGUGUGGAGUAUUAACGUGCCGGGUAUUGAUAUUUUAAUAUUUUACAUACAUCGCGUAGUUUUGGAGUUUUAUUUAAAUGUGUGUCGAGGAGUAAUUUCAAUAACAGUGUAUAAAAUAUAAUAAUUCUAUCAAGGAGAAGACGUCACGAGAUAAUCGAUUUAAGUUGAGUCUACUGCAUCGUCACGGUACGAUGACCUCCAAACCGGGAAGGUCCUACUCCGUGAGGUCCCCAAGGGUGGGAGGGCCGCUAUCGCAGUCACUAGCGAUGAUACCGCCGACAAUGCACGGUCAUGAUUUCAAUCAACCGUUGUCAAGAGUGGUGAUGGUCCGGAAGACUGACCAGAGGACCUUUAGCAAAGGUCGCAGAGGUGGCGAGCCUCUUCUCGAGACUGUAACACGUGAGACUGUUGAGUUAUUCAACGGCGGACGAGCUGAAAGAAAAUAUACCUCUGAAACUAGGGAUAUUGUUACACCCAAGUCUAGUAGUAUGCCAUCACUGAAUGUAAACAGGACCAAAAAGAAGGCUGUUGCGUUUGUCGAUCAAAUUGAAAGAUCACGGGCUGACUCAGUGAGAUCCAAGUCACCAUUAACAGCGUCUCCAGCUUCUCCAGGUCCACUAUCUAGUUCACUGCACGGUAGUUUCCACGGGAGUCUUGGCAGUGAUGGAAUGUCAUGCAGUAGUGCUAGGUCAUCAUCGGCAUCUCCAGACUCCGCUCGUUAUUCUUCAACGCCGAUAACAAAGACUGACACGCGUAAACCGUCUGUGCGUAGAUUUGGACCUGACAAGGAAUUCAUCAAUCUUUGUUUGGAGACUCACAAUUAUUAUCGUAACCGACAUGGCGUUCCUGCAUUGCGACUCAAUAAACAGCUUUGCAAAACAAGUCAAGACUGGGCAAAUAUUUUAGCUACAAAAGGUAGAUUAGAACAUCGUGCAAAUAUUGAAUAUGGAGAGAAUCUUUACUGUAUGUGGAGUUCAAAUCCUAAAACAAUUGUCAACGGUGAUGAGCCUGUUAAUGAUUGGUAUGCCGAAGAAACUCAACACCAAUACAAUAGAGAACCAACGACCCUAAAGACAGGUCAUUUCACCCAAAUAGUCUGGCGGAGCAGCACCGAGCUGGGCGUAGGAAUGGCCCGCAAUCGUAAUGGUGAAGUUUAUGUCGUGUGUAAUUACAACCCAGCUGGUAAUUUUCUGGGCAGCUUUAUGGAAAACGUACUCCCGCCAGUCGAAAGUACUUCCUCGCCAUCCCGCUUCACCGCUAGGCUCAAAAUCAGCUCCAAAACGCUCGAUCAGCAGGCUUGGCAGAAAGAGGCUCUUGCGGUUCAUAAUGAAUACAGACGACGUCAUCGUUCUCCGGAGCUUAUUCUUAAUGAUGAAUUAAGUGCUGCUGCCAAGGCAUGGGCUAACAAGUUAUUGAACUCAAGUAAAUUAAUACCGCAGUCAUCAUCACCUUAUGGCGAAAAUAUAUAUUCCGUUCAAUGUUCCGAUCCUAAUAAUAUUGUCUCAGCACGUGAAGUUGUUGCUAAAUGGUAUUCCGAACGUAAAGAACAUAAAUUUGGUGUUGAGCCGAAAAUUUUAAACACAUGUCAUUUUACACAAAUAGUUUGGAAGAGCACGCAAGAAAUGGGAAUUGCAAUGGCUAAAAAAGACGGUAAUUGCAUUAUCGUCGCUUGCUAUUACCCCCGAGGAAAUAUCGUAGGACAGUUUACUGAAAAUGUUCUUAAGCCUAUUAAAAGUAUUUGAUAAAAUGUAUUAUUACUGUAAUAAUUAUUAAAUACGGGUUGAUUUAAUAUAUUUUCUUCUUAA